GAUUGGAAGCAGAGCUUCUUUAAAGGCUCCAGUCUGUCUUUAAAGUGUGAUAUGCUGGGAGGAACCACUGGCAGGGCUUCAGUAUGCUAGCAUGUAAGCCACAAACAAGCUAACUCAAUUCAGAGCUUUGGCCCCUGAAUCCUCUAGUCUGGCUGUUUUUCCUCUGCGGGCGCUGGGUUCAUGCGAGCGCCUGUUUUGACUGGCCUUUGGGGUAAUGUACAGCGCGUACCAGGACCGCGAGGAGUUGGAGGAUGAGCUCUAUCAAGAGGACUCUGGCCUGUCGGAGGCCGACAGUGAGCUGGAGUUCCACCUCUACAGCCAGCUCCACUACUCCUCAAACGCUGGAGAGAUCGAGGAGCUGGAGGCAGGAGCAGAGAAGCAGUAUGAGAGUCAGGAAAACCGGCAGGGAGAUCUGCUCGAAAAAACCAGAGAUGGAGACCAAGAACUGAAAUACAAAAAAGGGAGCAGACCUACACCAUCUAGCAAUGACCAUUUAAAGGUGAAGAAGAAGGCCGCAUUAAAGAAGAAAGGGAAAAUUAAAUCAAGAGGUCAGAAGUUAUCAUCAUCACGCUUUGAGGAGGUCAUUGUCAUCGACUCCAGCCCUGAUGUCAUCUCCAUCUCUGAUGAGGACAACGACAGUGAUGAUGAUGGUGUCUGUGCUUUCAAGGGUCAAGGUUCGCACCAGCUGCAGACUUCCACCCCUGCACAAAAGGCGUUGCAGAAAGGAAGGAGUCCCUUGGUUCCGGUCGCUGUGCUUUCCAGCAGCACAGAAUCCUCUGAAUCCCAGUCAGAAUCGGAUUCAUCAGAUUCCACUGAUGCAGAUGAUCUGGAGAACUGGAUGAUCCUGGGUCAAGGGAAGCAGGAUGGAGACCGGUCCAUCUCACUGAAUGUAGAGGGAGGAUCUUACAGCAGUGGCACAGAUGCUGAGGAAGAAGAAGAAGAAGAAGAAGGAGGAAGUUGGAUUGUUUCAGAGAAAGAUAAAGAGGCUCAGAUCUUUAACAAAGGCCGUGGUCCCAGGACUUUCCUGCAGCGUCCGUCCAGCAGAUACUACACUGGGAAGAGUGUCCACUGUAGAAACUGCAACAAGACAGGACAUCUCUCCAAGAACUGCCCUGACCCUAAAAAGUUGACGCCUUGCUUUCUUUGUGGGACAACGGAUCACCUGGCCAGUCAGUGUCCUAAUAAGCACUGCAAUAACUGUGGCCAGCCUGGACACCUCUUCAACUCCUGCAGCGAGAGAGCUUAUUGGCACAAACAGUGCCAUCGCUGCAGCAUGAGGGGACACUUCAUUGAUGCUUGUCCAGAGAUAUGGAGACAGUACCACAUCACAACUAAGAGAGGUCCUCCUGUGAAGCAACAGGAAGACGGCGGCGCUAAGUCUCCCGCAUAUUGCUACAACUGUUCCAAGAAAGGACACUUGGGUCAUGAAUGUAAACAACAGAGGAUGUUCAGUGGGGUUUUUCCCACCUACCCCUUCAUCAAUCACUACGACACGUUGAAGGACAUCAACCGCAGACAACACAGAAUAGAGAUGAAGGUUAAAGAUAUAGGAAGAAAUGGAGCUCCAUCUGCUGCGUCUCCCGCCCCUCCAACUCCUGGACCACCAAAAAAGAAACAAAAACUCAACCAUUACAAAGACAGCCCCAACUCUAAGCGUACGCCCCACCAAACCCCAAACAGAGCAAAUCCUAACCACAUCAUCUUCAACGAUGAUGACUUUGAUUCUACACCCAGAAGAAAGCCGGAUAAAUCACCCAAAAGUGGGAGCAGUGCAAAACCAUGGAAGCCUAAAAGGCCUCUUCCUGCUACAAGAGACCCAUUGCCAUUAAGUAAACUAGUUGUUGAUGAAGCAAGUGACUUUCCCAGAGGGGGAGGCCCUCAAGGAGACAAGGAGGGGAAAAUGAAAAAGAAGAGCAAGUUCAGAAAAAAACAGGGGAACUUAUUUAUGUCAGAGGAGCAAAAAGACUGGAAACCAGGGCACGUUUACAGGACUGGAGAGGAGAGGAGUAGGGGCUCGAAACCAAAGAAUCAGAUGGGAGAGAAGAAAAAACAGAGAAAAUUUCCCAACAAGACUCCUAAAAAACAAGCGGGCAAACCGAUGUAUGAAGAAGAUAAUCUGUUUCUCAUUAAGCAGCGGAAACGCAGCAGAUAGCAGGGGCUGCAUCUGUCAGGAUAAUUAGGAUUGUGGAAUUUUAAGGCAUCUGAAGUGAGAAUGAUGGUAUUUAUUGUGGUUUCUCAUAAGCAGCGUUUUAACACACCAGUGAGAAAGGCUGUAAGGAGCCGGAUUACUGAACAGCUGAGUCCACUUAACCUUUCCCUUUCAUCUUUCAAGCUCUCUGUGGUCAGACCAGAACAUCCCAUAUUCUCAGAGCUGAACAUUAUCAACAAACCAUGCAAUUAAAAUGUUACUGUUAAUUAGAAUAAUGAUGAUUCUGGUUGGCAUCAUCAUUACUCUUCUCUUACUUCCCUGAUCAUCAUAAGGAGGCCAAAAUGCUCCAUGUGCUUCGGCAUCGAGUAAAAGCUGCUCGGUAUACUACUGCCAUUUAAAGUGUGAAUGCAGGAAACCUGAAGUUUCAUCAAAUAUCCGAAAUUCGCCCCAAGCAGCAUAUUUACAGCGACAACUGAAAUUAUAUAUACAGUGUUGCUUUAUUCAUUUAGGAUACAUUCUUAACUCUUAUGCUAAGAUCAAAUUGUAUGACUAAUAUUCUGUUUUCAAUAAAUUCUUGAAGCGUUAAGUUUUCACACUGGUUUCAUUCAGAGCUGCCAAGUAGCAGAUAUCGUUUUAAUUAUUUCAAAUUGCGUCUGAAAUGGCUGCUUUAAAUGAUCAGCACAGUGUAAUGCUUCUUUAGGUGCUUUGUGGAACCAGUUCUUGUUGUAAUUGUCAAGAAAUAUCACUUUAUUACUAUAGCUAAGUUUAACAUUAAAGUAUUUCAAAUGUUCUUUUUUUAACUCUGUAAAAUUAAUGUAGAUCCUCUAAUCUGGACGAAUAUCUGUGUUUACCUUAUUUUUUUCUCUUUGGAGCUAAUUAAAAUACAGUUUGUUUUUCCUUUUUUAAAUCAUGUUUGGGAACCUGUUAUUUUAUCUCAAUUUAAACCAAGCAUUUAACUGGCAGUUUAAUGGUUUAUCCAAAUAGAUCGGACCCUACAGCUUCUGUGUGCUUACCGUGUGUCUCUGAUGCUGAGCUACGGUUAGUCCAAAAAAAUAAAAAUAAAUCACCAACAUCCCUAAUGUUGUUACAUGUGCCAUUCUGACGUAGAAAAUCUUUUUUUGUGUGUAUGUGUGCAGCUGUUAACAUCUGUCUGUAAAUGUUUGGAAACACACCCUGGGACAGGAUUUUUUUUUAAAACGCGUAAAUAUUAGCCACGUCGGACAUUAGAAGUACCUAUAAACCAUGACAAUAUCAUGCACUGAUCAGUCAUUUCAAAGUUUUUGAAAAAAAUGUUUCUAGUUAACUUAGAAUGGUGCUUAAUCUACAUUAGCUGCUGGCUUUGAUGGUAAACGCUGCUAGAUGACACUUGGCAUGCUGGGGAUGUUUGAGUCUAUCAUGGAUUUUUUAAAAUGAGAAUAAAAACUAUGGGAUCAAGUAA
Messenger RNA from Cyprinodon tularosa, 3587 nucleotides. It is a transcript of the gene zcchc7, whose product is annotated as zinc finger, CCHC domain containing 7. Gene Ontology annotation, molecular function: zinc ion binding; nucleic acid binding. The coding region runs from base 215 to 2152 and encodes 645 amino acids. The transcript is spliced from 11 exons. The record is from RefSeq and is a predicted model, not a curated record. NCBI's taxonomy places the organism in Eukaryota, Metazoa, Chordata, Actinopteri, Cyprinodontiformes, Cyprinodontidae.